GGCCGAAGAAGUGGUGAUCAGACGAGACAACAGACCAUUGAUUGUAAUACUUAUGAGACAACUGACGGUAUCGUGAAACUGGAGCUCAAGUGCCCCAAAACUGACUGUCCGUUCAGUACUACAUCUCAACGCGGUUUGAAUAAACACUUGAGAGCACGACAUGUGAGGGCGCGGAAGACCUACCGGUGCUCGGAGUGCGGCAAAGUGUUUGCGGGUGAGGCGGGACUCGAGCGCCACCAGAAAUCGCAUACCGUUCCCGAACGCAUCUAUCGGUGCGAUUACGUCGGAUGUGGCAAAAGUUUUGCAACAAAAUCGCGGCUAACUCUACACAAUGCCUGUCACUCGGCCCCGACCUACCGGUGCGAUAUGGAUGGCUGCGGGGCUACAUUUACCAGCGCUUCGCGUGUGGCUAUACACAGACAGCGCACACACCAAUCGGACUACCGGUGCGAGCGGGAGAGCUGUGCGUACACUACAGGCGUUCAGUCGCUUCUAAAGCAACACCGCCUAAGAGUACACUCCGAUGAUAGGCUGUACGCGUGUCGACUGUCCGACUGUGGAAAGUCGUUCAAAACGGCUAACCAUUUACAGCGCCACCAAUUAUGCAAACACCCGGACGACAUGCCCCACCCGUGGCUGCAGUGCCCCCAAACUGACUGUCCGUUUCGCACCAAAUACGAGGGAGACCUUACGGACCACUCGAGGGCCGCCCACUCGAAGCCAUACCAGUGCCCGGUGUGCGGGAAGGGGUUUGGAAAGGCAUACCUGCUUAAGCUCCACGCACUGUUCGCUCACAGGGCUUCGCUGUCGAUGCACAUGAAAACACAUACGGCGCCCGACACGUACCGGUGCUCGUGGCCCGGGUGCGACAAGUCGUACGCACUGAAGCAUAAUCUCGUGAAUCACGAGCAAACGGUCCAUAAGCCCAUUAUCUACCGGUGCUCGGAGUGCGGCAAAGAGUUUGGCAAAGAGUACGACCUGAGACACCAUCAGCGGGUGGUACACGAGCCCACACACCACCCGGAGCUAAAGGUCCGGUGCGAGUGGCAUGAGUGCGACCGCGUGUUCAAGGCUCGC
This is a messenger RNA of Oppiella nova, 1077 nucleotides long. The record is from the annotation of a GenBank genome assembly. Lineage: Eukaryota; Metazoa; Arthropoda; Arachnida; Sarcoptiformes; Oppiidae.